UCUGUUUAUAAAUAGCCUAAAACUUACGAGUAGUUAUUUUACUCGUAAUCCAAAUACGAGUAAAAGUUUAGAGCAUCAGUUUCCUUUGUUAACUUGCUAUCUAGCGGUCAGAAUAUCAUGGUAUGAUGGAUGACGAUGACAGAUCUCGGACCUAACCUCUUUUAAAAUUGAAUUUGACAUUUUGUAUUGUUGGCAUAUUGAACUACUUAUGAUUUCUUAAAGGAUGAAAAUCUUUUAUUUAAUUAUUCUAAUAACUGUUCUAAGUUCCGUUAAAGCUUGGGAUUCGGAGCAACUGGAAGUAUUUGAUGCUGUUGAUGAAGUAAAACACAAUAAUUUUUAUGAGUUAUUAAAUAUUACAAAAGAUGCUACUAAUUCUGAAAUUAAAUCAGCUUUCAGAUCAUUGUCUCUUAAGCUACACCCUGAUAAAAACAAAGAUGUUGAUACAUCAGAGCAAUUUCGUAACUUAGUAACUGUAUAUGAUGUUCUAAGAAAUUCUGUUAAAAGAAAGUAUUAUGAUGAAGUUCUACUUAAUGGCUUGCCAAAUUGGAAGUCUGGAUUGUUUUAUUAUAGAUUUGUUCGUAAAAUGGCUAUGACUGAAGUAUUAAUUAUUCUCUUUGUUAUCAUUACCAUCGGACAGUACCUUGUAAACUGGGGUGUUUACUUUGAAAGACAAUUGACAUUGGAGGAUAUGAAAACAAAAAAGAAAAAACCAAAAAAUAAGUGGAAAGUAGAAGACGAUUUUGAUUUUGUUAUUCCUAAACCAUCAUUUUAUGAUACUCUUCCAAUUCAAAUUCCUCGUUUUUUAUGGUUUCUAAUAACAUCUAUUCCAAGUUGGCUUGGUCUUCUAAAAUUAGCAGUCAAGGAAAAAAUUGAGGAAGUCAACAGACCUCCAACACCUGAACCAGAACCUGAGCCUGUACGAGUGAAAACUGCUAGAAAGAGAAAUAAAUUUGUUGUUCCAGAAGGACCCAACUUUGAAGUUCAGCAAAUAGGUUUAAAUGUUGAUUCAAAUAGUUCAACAUCUACUAUCCCAAUAUCUGGUGGUUUAUGGACAGAUGAUGACUUAGCUGAACUAGUCAGACUGGUAAAAAAAUUUCCUCAAGGCACUGCCGCCAGGUGGGAAAAAAUUGCAGAAACUCUUAAUAGAUCUGUACCUGAAGUUACUUAUAUGGCAAAUAAGAUGAAAGAGAAUGGAUAUAGAUUACCAGCUGAACAAGAAGAGGAAGUACAGAUUAAAGUAAAACAAAAAACCAAGAAGGAAGUGGAUAUUAGUGAUGGAAUAACAAAGUGGAGUCAACCACAGCAACAGGCGUUAGAAGAAGCUCUCUCGAAAUUCCCUAAAGGAGCUGCAGAUAGGUGGGAAAGAAUAUCUGAAUUAGUUCCUGAAAAAACUAAGGAAGAAUGUAUGCUGAGAUUUAGAUAUCUUGCAGAAGAUCUUAAAAAACGGAAAGGAAAAUCUGAGAAGACUGAUGAAAGUGAGAGUAUAAUUGAGCCAAAUAUAAUUAGUAAUUAAGUAUUUUCUGUAUUUAACUUUUUAAAGCGAAAUAUACACAAAGUGAAAAUUAUACA
Messenger RNA from Psylliodes chrysocephalus, 1569 nucleotides. NCBI's taxonomy places the organism in Eukaryota, Metazoa, Arthropoda, Insecta, Coleoptera, Chrysomelidae. The record is from the annotation of a GenBank genome assembly.